GGCCAGCACGCCGAGGGCAUAGCUAAGGCCGAAAAGUUAAUCCGAUACUGUAGACGGAUAUCGAUGGCCUCGUUGUUCUCUUUAACGUUCUGCACCGGCGUAUGCUGCCCGCCGGUCUUCCUUGCCCUCGACCUCAACUCAAGGUUUAACCCACUGCAGUGCUUUCAUCAACGUGGAGUAGCACAGUGGGGCCAUUUCGUCGCCUCCCUCGUUUUUCUGACAGAAUGGCAUCGUCAGUAGGGCAAGACGGAGGCAGAAGGAUGUCGAGGCUAUUUUCGAUCGAAGAAGCUCAUCUGCCGUCGGAGGUUUUGGCCUUUUGUGGCGAUCUGUGCGCUAUGGAAGCACUCAACAUGCCAGCGAAGGUCUCACUUGUGACCCCGGCGUGAAAUGUCCACAGCCGACACGGACGUCAUCGGAUCCACCUCGACUCCUCAUCUCCGUUCAACGGGCGUGUGCUCGCACCCACCGCAUCGAGACACUCUCCCAGUUCUAUAAAGUCAAGGGUUUCAGAGCCUCAGACUUCCUCACUACCUUGUAGUACGAACCUCUACAACUCUCUUCUACACCCUUAUACAUCAACC
Messenger RNA from Coniophora puteana RWD-64-598 SS2, 581 nucleotides. RefSeq lists its product as uncharacterized. Bases 225 to 386 code for a protein of 53 amino acids. Lineage: Eukaryota; Fungi; Basidiomycota; Agaricomycetes; Boletales; Coniophoraceae. The transcript is spliced from 2 exons. The record is from RefSeq and is a predicted model, not a curated record.